AGCAGAUGCUCUCCCUUAAUCUCUUCGCACACCACCCCCUUUGACUCCCUCCUCCAACUCACCCGCAGUAACGACCCCGCCCGCCUCUCCUUCCUCGCCUCCCUCUCCACCUCCUCCGUUCCCAUCGCCUCUGGACAACACAUCGUCGACACCGCUAUCUAUCUCCUCCGCGCCAGCAUCGGCUCCCCACCUCAAUCCCUCUAUCUCGCCCUCGACUCCGCCGCCGAUGCCUCCUUCCUCUCCACCUCCAACUUCUCCUCUUCUUCCACUUUCCAACCGCUCCCUUGUUCCUCCUCCCUAUGUUCCCUCUUCACACCCCUCCCCUGUUCCUCCCCUUCCUCUCUCUGCACCUACAACCAAUCCUACGGCGGCGACUCAUCCUUCUCAGCCGCUCUCGCCCAAGACACCCUCCACCUCGCCGGCGACACCAUCCCAGCUUUCACAUUCGGCGCCGUCACCUCCGCCACCGCCGGCCCUUCUUUCCCGAAACAGGGCCUCCUUGCCCUCGGCCGAGGCCCUGCCUCCCUCCUCUCCCAAACAACUUCUCUCUACCACUCCGUCUUCUCCUACUGUCUCCCUAGCUACAACUCCUACUACUUCUCCGGGUCCCUCCGACUCGGCCCGCUCCGUCAGCCCGUGCGCAUUCGCUCCACUCCUCUCCUCUUCAACCCCCACCGCCCCUCCCUCUACUACGUCAACCUCACCAGCGUCAGCGUGGGUCGGGUUCGUGUCAUAACCCCACCCAACGCAUUCGCGUUCGACCCGAACACCGGCGCCGGCACCGUAGUAGACUCCGGUACCGUCAUCACCCGCUUCGUGGCGGCGGCUUACACCGCCAUACGCGACGAGUUCAGGCGGCAAGUGAACGCGACAAACGGAUACGAGUCGCUGGGCGCGUUUGACACCUGCUACUCGACAGCGACUAAUGAUGGAAUCGUGACGGCGCCGCCGGCGGUGACUUUGCAUCUGGACGGGUUGGAUCUCGUGUUGCCAGCGGAAAACUCGCUGAUUCAUAGCAGUGGGCGGCCACUGGCGUGUUUGGCGUUGGCGGCGGCGCCAGCGAAUGUGAACGCGGUGGUGAACGUGAUCGCGAGCUAUCAGCAGCAGAAUCACAGGGUUCUGGUCGACGUGCCUGGAGCCAGAGUAGGGUUUGCGCGGGAAUUAUGCAGUUAAGCGGUUUUUCGUACGUGGGUGCAGAAAUGGGUGGACUUUCGGGUGUGUUUUAGAUAAUAACGGGCCCGUGGGACCAGCGUUUCACGGGAGCGUGAGGGAGGGCUGAUGCUUUUGUUUGAUUGUGAAUUGCGGUAUGGCAAUAAUUGUCGCUAUUGUUCGUCUCGUCGAGGUUAAAUUUGUAACUUGUA
This is a messenger RNA of Dendrobium catenatum, 1361 nucleotides long. Its product is annotated as aspartyl protease AED3. Gene Ontology annotation, molecular function: aspartic-type endopeptidase activity. The record is from RefSeq and is a predicted model, not a curated record. Lineage: Eukaryota; Viridiplantae; Streptophyta; Magnoliopsida; Asparagales; Orchidaceae. Gene Ontology annotation, biological process: proteolysis.